UUAGAAACUCGAUCGUAUGUAAAUUGUCAGACCAUUCCGUUGGCCCUUGAGCUUCUGAGAGCAUCUCUCACAGAUAAACAAACGUGAACAACAAGCCGAGAUGGUGGUACUUCACUUCUAUUCCAGCAAUGGAGUAAGCAAUGGAAAUAGGUUGGAAAAGCUGAAGGAGCUGAAGGAAGUGUCCGAUCAGGUUGCUAACUUAAAUACUGAAAUUUGCUACAAUGUCGAAGUCUCCGAGAGGCUGUUAGAGGCCGAACUAGAAAGACUGUGUUGGCUUAUUAGCUCGCCGUUUGAAAAUUGGAAAGUUCAAAACAGCCCGACGCUGACUCCUGCAAAUAAGAAACAACUACUUAUUGAAAUCGGACCAAGGUUAAAUUUCUCAACACCAUUUUCAAGUAAUGCCUUAUCUAUGUGCAAUGCGAUUGGAUUGCAUAAAGUGGUUCGAUUUGAGACAACUAUAAGAUAUCUGGUUUACUUAGACUCAGUUGUUUCAUCAAACGUAGAAGAACAGUUGACCCAAGUUUUGCAUGAUCGGAUGACUGAAUGUCGUUAUAACGAGCCAAUUAAAAACUUUGAUCAUGGAAUAGUUCCAGCUAAGUGGUCUGUUGUGGAUGUGAUGUCAAAAGGACGAAAAGCCCUCGAGGAAGUGAACGACGAAUUGGGACUGGCAUUUGAUGAUUGGGAUUUAGAUUUCUACACCAACAUGUUCCGAAAUACUUUGAAAAGAAAUCCGACAACUGUGGAAUGCUUUGAUAUGGCCCAGUCCAAUAGUGAACAUAGCAGACAUUGGUUUUUUAAGGGCAAAAUGGUAUUGAAUAAACAACCCCUGCAAUAUUCACUCAUCGACAUGAUCAUUGAUACUCAGAAACAUUCUAAUCCGAACAAUGUUAUAAAAUUCAGCGAUAAUAGUAGUGCAAUCAAAGGAUUUAUUAUAAAAAAACUUAGACCAAAAGUUGUUGGGGAACCGAGUGCUUUUGAUGAAUUUAUUAGUAUAACUCAUAUCAUUUUCACUGCUGAAACGCACAAUUUUCCAACUGGUGUCGCCCCUUUUAGUGGAGCUACAACUGGAACUGGAGGAAGAAUUAGAGAUGUCCAAGCUGUCGGAAGAGGAGGUAACUGCAUCGCAGGUACUGCGGGAUAUUCGGUUGGAAAUCUAUUGAUGCCAGGUUAUGAACAGCCUUGGGAGGACAAAAGCUGUGAAUAUCCAGACAAUCUGGCAUCACCUUUAAAAAUCCUCGUCGAAGCUAGUAAUGGUGCUUCUGAUUAUGGUAAUAAAUUUGGUGAACCUUUGAUCUGCGGUUACACUAGAGCGUUUGGUAUGAAUGACAGUAACGGGACAAGAUACGAAUGGGUCAAACCUAUAAUGUUCAGCGGUGGAAUUGGAUCAAUGGAGGCUAGUAUGGUCGAUAAAUAUGUUCCAGAAAAGGGUAUGAAAGUUGUAAAAAUUGGUGGACCUGUUUACCGUAUCGGUGUUGGAGGUGGUUCAGCCAGUUCUGUUCAAGUGCAAGGUGAUAAUCAAUCUGAAUUAGAUUUUGGAGCUGUACAGCGUGGUGAUGCAGAAAUGGGAAACAAAUUAAACAGAAUAAUUAGAGCCUGUAUAGAAGAUAGUAGUGAAAAUCCAAUAUGCAGUAUUCACGACCAAGGGGCUGGAGGAAAUGGAAAUGUUCUGAAAGAGCUGGUCGAACCUAAAGGAGCAGUAGUAUUCUGUAAUGCUUUCACCUUGGGAGACGACACAGUCAGUACAAUGGAACUUUGGGGAGCAGAGUAUCAAGAAAAUGACGCAGUCCUCUUAUUACCCAACAAUGUCAGCAAACUGGAAAAAUUAUCAAGAAGAGAGAGGUGUCCAGUUGAUGUAGUUGGUGUCGUAACUGGAAAUGGCAAGAUGAUCCUCAGUGAAGAAGACGUAAUGGAUGAAAAUAAGUAUUUAACAGACAAGUACACAAAAGAUAAAGUGACACAUCCGUUUAAUUUAGAUUUAGAGCUAGUCUUAGGCAAAAUGCCUAGAAAGGAGUUCCAUCUCUUUGAAGAGCAACUAACUCUCGAAGAAUUAAAAUUCCCAAGAGGGCUCACCGUUGAAGCUGCCCUCGAUAGAGUUCUCAGAUUAUCCACAGUUUGCAGUAAGCGGUUUUUAACGAACAAAGUCGACCGUUGUGUAACAGGUCUAAUAGCACAACAGCAAUGCGUAGGUCCACUUCAUACCCCAUUGGCCGAUUACGCAGUCACUGCCAUUUCAAUGUUCAAUGUAGAGGGUAUGGUGACUGCCAUCGGUGAACAGCCCAUCAAGGGAAUGGUAAAUCCUGCAGCCGGCGCUAGGAUGACUGUAGCGGAAUCUCUAACUAAUCUGAUGUUCGCCAAAGUAUCAUGCCUUGAGGACGUCAAAUGUUCUGGUAAUUGGAUGUGGGCUGCCAAAUUGCCAGGGGAAGGCGCUAAAUUAUACAGAGCGUGUGAAGCUAUGUGUACUUUUAUGUCACAACUUGGCGUUGCUGUCGACGGAGGAAAAGAUUCUCUUAGCAUGGCCGCUAGAGUCAGUGGAAAAACAGUCAAAGCACCAGGUACAUUGGUCGUGUCGACAUAUGCUCCAUGUCCAAAUGUGAAUUGUAAAGUUACUCCGGACAUGAAAAACCCGUUAAUGGGCCAAGUUGGAGUUCUUCUCUGGGUCUCACUUUCAAACUACCACCGCUUAGGUGGUAGUGCUCUUGCACAGUGCUUUAAUCAACUUGGUAAAAACGUUCCUGACGUCGAGUCACCUGACAAGUUUAAAAAAGCAUUUAAUGUUACCCAAAAAUUAAUAGCUGAUAAAAAGGUUUUGUCAGGGCAUGACGUUAGCGAUGGUGGAUUAUUGACAUGUGUCCUUGAGAUGGCUUUCGGCGGAUUAUCUGGCCUUCAGCUUCAAUUCGACACAAGUUCCGCAUCAGCUUUGGAACAAUUUUUCGCCGAAGAAGUCGGCUGGGUUCUCGAAGUUUCACCUGAAAAUGUCGAAUUCGUCUGCAAUGCAUAUAACAAAGAGUCGGUCAACUGUGUGAAUAUUGGACAGGCAGUUGGAUACGGAAUGGAUUCUUUGGUGACUGUAAGAAAUGAAAAAGGAGAUGUCCUUCUAAACAAGCCUUUGUCGACGCUUUUCAAAAUGUGGGAAGAAACAAGUUACAAGUUGGAAUGCAAACAGAUGAACACUACUUAUGCUGCAGAAGAGUUUACAUCAUUACAUAAAAGAAAGGGUUGCAAAUUUUCCCUUUCUUUUGAUCCAGCAAAAUUACCAACACCUGCCAGUAGUAUUUUGACUCCUGAACCAAGAGUAGCAGUUAUCAGGGAAGAAGGAUCAAAUGGUGACAGGGAAAUGGCAGUAUCUCUUCAUAUGGCAGGGUUUGAAGUAUGGGACGUAACAAUGCAAGAUUUGUUAGAUGGAAAUGUCACAACUGCAAUGUUCAAAGGAAUAAUCUUUCCUGGCGGUUUCAGCUAUGCAGACGUUUUGGGUUCUGCAAGAGGUUGGGCGGCUUGUCUUAAAUUUAACCCAUUAUUGAAAGGGCAAUUUGAUGCUUUCGCCGACAGACCGGAUACGUUCAGUUUAGGAGUGUGCAAUGGAUGCCAAUUAAUGGGUUUGAUCGGCUGGAUAGGCUGUGACGAUGGAGAUCGGACUAGCCCAAAAAUUGUACUAGAUCACAAUAAAUCAGAACGAUUCGAAUGUAGAUUCACGUCUGUUAGGAUUGAAAAAUGUCCAUCAAUUAUGUGCAAAGGAAUGGAAGGAAGCGUUUUGGGAGUUUGGGUCGCUCAUGGAGAAGGUCAAUUCACUUUUAAGAAUGAUAAAGUCAAAAAACAAAUUGACAACAAUAAAUGCGUAUCGCUUAGAUAUGUCGAUGAUAACGGAGUGCCAACUGAAACUUAUCCGAUGAAUCCGAAUGGUAGCGUAGACGGAAUCGCUGGAAUUUGCUCAGCGGACGGACGUCAUUUAGCCCUGAUGCCGCAUCCGGAACGUUGCACAGUUAUGUGGCAAUGGCCGUAUGUUCCACCGGAAUUCGAGACGCUGAAAGUUUCACCAUGGAUGAGGCUUUUCCAGAAUGCUUUCGAAUGGUCGCAGCAACAGCCUUAAAAAAUUUUCAAUAUACUGUACAGAUUUAAUCAUAACUAUUAUAAAAACACAAAGCAUUUUCACUACAAAAAAAA
Molecule: messenger RNA, 4158 nt
Organism: Cimex lectularius (bed bug)
Lineage: Eukaryota; Metazoa; Arthropoda; Insecta; Hemiptera; Cimicidae
Gene: Pfas
Product: phosphoribosylformylglycinamidine synthase
Exons: 24
Coding region: 101-4084 (1327 amino acids)
Biological process (GO): 'de novo' IMP biosynthetic process
Molecular function (GO): phosphoribosylformylglycinamidine synthase activity
Source: RefSeq, a predicted model, not a curated record